AUGAAACAGACUGUCGCCACUGGGUUCUGUCUUCAAUAUCCACUUUUCUUUUAUCUAUCUAUCUAUCUAUCUAUCUAUCUAUCUAUCUAUCUAUCUAUCUAUCUAUCUAUGUGUGUGUAUAGUUUAUUUUUCCAUAUUAUUCCCUCUGGCUCUCAAGCACUCCUUCUCUCUCUCUCUCUCUCUCUCUCUCUCUUUCUCUCUCACUUUCUCACACUGUUUCAUUCUUUUAUUUUUCUCUUUAAUUGUCUCUUUCUCUCAUUCUAUAUUAUUCUGUUCCUCCCUCUCAUUAUUUCUCGAACAGUUUCACUCUUUAUUAUUUCUUUCUCUCAUUUGAUAUUAUUUUCUCUCUCUCUUUCUCUCUCUCUCUCAUUCUCUCUUUCUCUCUCUUUCUCUCUCUUUCUCUUUUUUUCUCUCUCUCUCAUUCUCUCUUUCUCUCACUCACUGUUUCAUUUUUUUUCUUUUCUUCUCAUUUAUUAUUCUUUGUCUCAUUCGAUAUUAUUCACUCUCUCUCUCUCUCUCUCUCUCUCUCUCUCUCUCUCUCUCUCCCUAUCUCUCUCUCUCAUACCAUUUCUUUUUUAUAACACUUUUUCCUUCUCUCUCAUCCUUUAUUAUUCUCUCUUGCCGGCUCAUUACAUUUCUUUCUUUCUUUCUCAUUUAUAUAAUUUUUCUUAUUGUCUAUUAAUUUCUCUCUCUGCAUCCCACUCAGUCUAUCAGAAAUUCAUUCUUUUCUUUCUCUCUCUUUCUCUCAUUCUAUAUUAUUCUGUACAAUUUCUCUCUCUCUCACUCUCUCUCUCUCUCUCUCUCUCUCUCUCUCUCACUCUAUCACCAUUUUGCUUCUUGCCUGACUUUUUCUCAUUCUAUGUAAUUCUCACUUGCUGGCUAUCUCUCUCACUCUCUCUCCCAUCUUUCUCUUUCUUACUAUCUUACUGUUUCAUUUAUUACUUUCGCUUUCUCACUUUGACUCGCUCUUCUUUUCUAUUAUAUUUUAUGAUUCUAUCUAUCUAUCUAUCUAUCUAUCUAUCUAUCUAUCUAUCUAUCUAUCUAUCUAUCUUCUCUCAAGUAUACAGUUUUAUUCAGAUCAUUUUAUCCCAUCUAUUCAUAUCUAUCUAUCUAUCUAUCUAUCUAUCUAUCUAUCUAUCUAUCUUCUUUCGAUUAUACAUCUGUUCAUAUCUAUCUAUCUAUCUAUCUAUCUAUCUAUCUAUCUAUCUAUCUAUCUAUGUGUUGUUUUACUCUGUCCGUCUUGCCUUCAAUACGUCCGGUGGGUAUUAA
This is a messenger RNA of Acanthosepion pharaonis, 1269 nucleotides long. Lineage: Eukaryota; Metazoa; Mollusca; Cephalopoda; Sepiida; Sepiidae. The record is from the annotation of a GenBank genome assembly.